Messenger RNA from Paramecium tetraurelia, 417 nucleotides. RefSeq lists its product as uncharacterized. The record is from RefSeq and is a predicted model, not a curated record. NCBI's taxonomy places the organism in Eukaryota, Ciliophora, Oligohymenophorea, Peniculida, Parameciidae. The transcript is spliced from 2 exons.
AUGGAUAGAUUUGAAGAAGACUUCUUCUAGUAGAGUUUUAAUUUCGAAUUACAAAACGAAACUCUAUAAUUUGCUGAAAUUAGUUCUGAAAAUUUAUGUCUGCGGGCCUCUAGUGAAAACAAUUCUAUAGAAAUUUGCAAAAAUUCGCAAAUGGAAUCAAUAAUAGAAUGCUAGUCUUAGGUCGUAGCUGAGAAUUAUAGCAAUUAUAGAAAAAAUGAAUAAUCAUAAUUGUAGAAAACGAAUAAAAAAUCAAAUUUUUUCAUUUCACCUUUGAAAGGGAUAUAAAAAUGCCUUAAUCCCAUGAGUUUAUAUUCAAAGAAGGUGAGAUUUAGAUCAUCAGAUAAAAUGACAGGAAAAAGAAAACCUAAAAAAUACGAAAAUACAGCGAUUAGGAAUUAAAAAAAUAAGUACUUUUGA